Messenger RNA from Solea senegalensis (Senegalese sole), 3004 nucleotides. It is a transcript of the gene tspan10, whose product is annotated as tetraspanin-10. Gene Ontology annotation, cellular component: membrane. NCBI's taxonomy places the organism in Eukaryota, Metazoa, Chordata, Actinopteri, Pleuronectiformes, Soleidae. The transcript is spliced from 3 exons. The record is from RefSeq and is a predicted model, not a curated record. Bases 41 to 997 code for a protein of 318 amino acids.
CCAGGCAAACACACAGGGAGGUUCAUCUCAACUCCUCAACAUGAGGGGACAUUGGGUGAUAAAAAGGAUUCCUUUGCCGUGGUUUAGGAGGGACAAGUCACAGAAUGAGUCCUCACCCCUCAUACCAAAGGCAAGCUCUGCAAAAGAGGAUGCCGAGGAGGUUGAUCUUGUCACUCCGGAUUGUAUGGAAGCGGGGACAACCAAAGGACAAGACCACAACAACUCUAACAGUUAUUCUUUAAUUGACUAUUUCCUCAAAUAUUUCCUGUUCCUGUGCAACUUUAUGUUCACAGUUCUGGGCCUUGUGGUUCUCGGUCUGGGGAUGUGGGGCCUCAUCAGCAAAGAGUCAUUUGCUCAGGAGAAGGUCGGCAGUAUCGGUACUGACCCCAUGCUGAUACUUGCGACUCUGGGCCUUGUGCUCACCUUGCUCUGCCUGACAGGCUGUGUGGGCACGUUAAGAGAGAACUGCUGCUUACUGAAGCUGUUCUCCGCUCUGGUGCUGGUGCUCGUCACAGCCCAGGUGCUGGCUGCCAUCAUGCUCUACAGUCUACAGGAUCAGAUUGGAAACUACAUCCGGUCAGGAAUGUUGACCGCCAUGGUGCACUACCAGGAUGAUCUGGAUCUGAGGUUCAUCACAGAUGAGAUCCAGUCCAAUCUGCAGUGCUGCGGGGCAGAUAACUACCGCGACUGGGACGUCAACAUAUAUUACAACUGCUCAGCUCCAGGAGUGCUGGCCUGUGGCGUCCCUGCGACUUGCUGUGUGGACCCUUUGGAAAACGGCACAGUGUGGAAUUCUCAGUGUGGUGUUGGAGCCCAGCUGCUUGACGAGUUUACUGCUCAGAGUGUCAUUUUCCUGGGUGGCUGUCUGGGGGGAAUCUCUCGCUGGAUCGAGCAGCACAAUGGCUUGAUCGGGACAGUCGCCAUUGUCAUAGUGGGCGUCCAGAUUUUGACUCUGUUAAUCACUACACGACUGCUGGAGACCAUACAGAGGCACUGAGUAUUAUGACAUAGACUGACGAGUGAUAUUUAAGUAUUCCUUACUGACUUGGAGUGAAAAACAUAGCGGGUGGUGACAGACAUAAUUAAUUCUGCAAAGAAAACAUCAAGGUUUUCAGAGAGAUCGAAGGUAAGGCAUUCAAAUUACAAACCUCAAGUGAGUCAGUCACACUUGACCUAAUUAUCAAUUAUCAUGUGCCUUAUACCGUCAUUCUUCUGUAAAAACCUUAACUUCUCCGGAAAAACACGUUGUUGGCCACAUGUUCAGCAAAAGACCAUCAAAUUAGAUCAUAAAUCAGACACAAUCUCCAUAAAGGUUGAAAACUGGUCUAAUAACAUAAUAACUAACAAUAACUGUUUUCCUCAUAAAAACAUAUUUAAUGAGCGACUGUUGUCAUUAGCUCUUGGUGAACAUUAACAUCUUUCUGAAAGAAAUUCUAUUUGAUUAUGUGUGAACUGGAUGAAAGGUGAACUGUGAACAGACAAUAGACUAGCGACAACAUUACUCCAUGUAAAACCGCAAUUUGUCAUUUGUAGAAUUGUUGUGUAAUAUUUAUUGGAGAUACAACAUCCAGCAUGUUGGUUUGUGAGCUUUAGAGCAGCUGGAAGGCAGAUUGUGUUGUUUGGGCAAAGUCAGACAAGCGGUUUCCCCUGUGUCCUUUCUUUGUGCUACGCUAAGCUAAGCUAACUAGCUUGCAACUAUACAGACAUGUGCGCUAAAUCCUAUACUCUAAUCAUAAACUGUUUCUAUAAGUUUCAGGGAAGGCCCUUUGAAUUUGACCCUUUACACAACCAUGAUCAUUGUGUGAUCACAAUAUGGCACAGUUCUUUUUUUAAAAAAAGGGACAGAUCAAAGCAGUGCAAUAAAGAUAACGUCAUGUUUCAAACAUGUUGACAUUGUCUGAUUACAGCAACAAUUCAGUUUAUCAAAGAGGAAAAUAAGGAGGAAGGAAAAAAACCUUUAGUUUUUUGUUUUUUUUAAAAAAAAGGUCAAACUUUAUUCUGCAUUUGAUUACAACAGUAUGAUGUAUGCUGAAAGUUGUAAUGAAACCUAAAGCCAGUAAAAAAAGUUACAGCUUCCAUAGCACAUGGUUGUGAUUUAAUGUAUAAAACAACUUGGACAAAAAUCAGCAUCCACAAUAUACACUUAACAUACUUUACAUCAAGCCACGAUUGAUGAUUCCGACUGGCAUUGAAAGCCCCAUCAGGUCCCAUUGGUGGCUUCCCACGGGCAGAUUACAGUGAUGUCUAAAAAGAAAAUAAAAAAUGGUCAGAGCAAAAACAAGGACAGGCUACAUGGUUUAAAUGUGAUUCCAUAACUGCCAAUUCUCCAUACCAGUGCCAAGACCUUCCAUUCCUGGGAUCUCCUCUCCAAAACUGAUAAAGAGAGACAGAUUCACCUUAACGGUGGAUGGUGGUGGUUUCUAUUAAAAUUCUUUAGAGGUCAGGAAAAAACUGACAUACCCGAUGACGCCCCUCUUAGGAGGCUUACUCUUGAACUGGCGGCUGUUCCUCUAUUUGAACUUUUGUGGACUUGCACAGGGAUACAGGACCUGUGGCUCUGAGGGGAGCUUUGCUUUCCAUCUUCAUUUCAGGUUUGCCCACAUCCAUAUUCAUUUUACAGUCCUUUAAGCUACAAUGGGAUAUUCAGAGUCACUUAUUUGACUUUUGGUUCACAAUAAUUUGGCAAACUAUUGUAAUCUUUAUUCAAACAUUUCUAAACAAGUUAACAUCUUAAUAAUUCUACAGAGCAGAGUCUGCUGUAAUCUCAUGCUCCCAUCACUUAUUAAACAGCUAAAGCCUCUAAGCUAUACAGUGCCUCCAUAAUCAGAACACUGUGAAGACACAGAUGGUGAAUCUGCCCCAACACAACAAGACAAUACAUUGUUAUUUACAUGAUCACAUUUUCUGCAGGUGGAAGAAGUUUUGGAAGUCAACUUUAGCAAAACCUUCGCCAUCAUCACAAUGUAUGUGUACAGAGUGGAGCGCAAUAAAAUAUGCCACAAUA